AUAAAAACACCAUUAAAUAAUUACUUAAAUGUGUCAUUAAUUAAUUAAAAUUAGAAUUAAAUACAUAAAAGUGUAAUUAAAUGUGUCAUUAAUUAAUUAAAAUACUGAUUCAUUGUAUGUAAAAUGCAUAUAUAACUAUUUUACUAUUUACAUUUACAUUUCAUGGGCCUGCGUUGCAGCGCUUCAUGAAUUACUUAAAACUGUCAAAUUGACCCAUCAAAAGUUGGUAGGCGGAACCUAACGCCUGAUUGGUUACCCUGUGCAUCAAGUCAAGACAAAUCAAUUCGAGAUACUGGAUUGAUGCAGAGCUACUGAACACAUUCCAAUACACUUGGUGGCGCUAUUCACCUCUACGUUGGUUUGGAUACGCUGUUAAACAGAACUUUCAUUGCAACGGCUAAAAAUAAAGGAGAUUACGCGGUCCUGCUAGCCCCAAUGUUGAGACGCCGUGCAGGACAAAAUGUCAAAAAGUUGCCCAGAGCUGCUGAGAGAAGCAGCGAAUUUGAUUGAGGAAGCUCUGCGCAGAAGUCCAACGGCUCCGGCGGCUCCGGCGGCUCCGUCACAGCAGAUACCGGCCGCUCAAUCACGUACACCUGUCCAAGCGGAGGUAGCAAGGCUCUUUGCGCCAUAUAACAUUGGAGCCAGAAGGAAUAUGACGAGACGACCAGCACAAGUCCAAGUUUGCCGAAGAAGCUACACACACACCGUCUGUUGUUUGGCUGACCACAAUGCGGAUAAAAUUCCAAGCGUACUGUUUAAAGCUGAACUUCUUACUUCAGGACUUGGAGAGCAAAAAGUAACAUUUUCAGGGAAUGACCACGAUCCCAUGGUUAUAACAAAUAAACUGAUGGAAGUGUUUCCGAAGCUCCAACAAGGUGGAGGCUUUGAAUUUCUAAAACUUGUAGGAUCGACUCGCAGUCGAAAUCUUGCAUUGCUUCAGUGUCCCAGCACUGGAUACACCCUUGCCUAUCUGAAAGAUCCAUCGACGAUGAUUGGACAGGCUACCAUCUACAUACGUCCACUUCAACAGGAUCUAUCCUUAGAUUGUGAGAGCUCACGUCCUGCCUCUGGUCCAGUCAUCCCCUGCAUCACUUGUCAGAAGGAAGUUCCCUUUUCAGAGAUGAAGCUGCACAGAUUGAGCUGCAAUGGGACACCCAUGCAGGAAUCAGAAAGAGAACAAGAGGGAGGCCAAAGGGAAGAAAAUGAUAGUGAGACCGCCCUAGUCAGUGACAGUGUUCCAGAGAGGUCUGAAACAUCAGCCGAGAGUGCAGUAGUACCAGCAGUGAUUGUUAACGAGGAGUUGGAUCACAAAGAAACAGACAGUGAAUGGAAGCUUAUUAAAGAACCCACUCAAGCUGCCAAAGUUUUCAAAGAGAAUCUGCUAAGGGAACAUGCAACUGGGAAACCACUUAGAAUGAAGAUGGAUGUAAGGGAGUCUGAAGAGGACCGGGAACGGGAGCUUCUCUUAUUCUAUAAACAGCAGCAAGAAUGGGCAUGUCCACUUCAUUGUACUCUGGUUGGUGAUGUUGCUAUCGGAGAGGGAGUGAUGCGGUACUUUAUGACAACAAUCAUAUCCAAACUCCAGUUUGGAUUCAGUCUAGAUCUUGGAGGAAUGGGCCGAACACUGCUAUUUGAGGGUGAACCUGACCAUCUUGUUCCAGCAGCAUCAGAGGCACUUAAUGAAAGCAACCUCUUCCGGGUUGCAGGAAGGAUGUUGGCCCACACCUUUCUGCAUGACGGUCCCCAUGUCACAGGAUUAAGUCCUGCUGUAAUUCAUGUACUCUUCAAUGGGGACCCUGAAAUGGCUACUGUUGUUGUUAAAGACUGUCCUGAUCUGCACAUCAGGAGCAUCAUAGAACUGCUUGAACAUGAAGAACUUACACCGGAACAGAAAGACACAGUUUCAGAUCUUUCCAUGUCUUGGGAUCUUCCGGCAGUCACCAAAACAAAUCGGAGAUGGCUACAUAAUAAACUUCUACUCCAUGCAGUCGUUGGGAGGACCAUGCGCCAAAUUAAACAGUUGAGAAAGGGACUGAAAGAUGUGAUGGUAUGGCCCCUGCUGACAUCUAGGCCAGAUGUUGUCCCACUUCUUUUCCCCAAAAUGGCUGAAAUGCAGUUCACACCCCAGAUGCUCCUAGAAAAAAUCACAUGGCCAGUUGAGGACAGUGAUGAUGAAGACUUUGACUUGGACACCACCUGCCGCAUCACUGGCUUUUUAAGGAUGUUCAUUGAAACAGCUUCAUCAGGUACCCUGGCCCAGCUGCUGACAUUCUGGGUUGGCUGGGAGAUGCUUCCUCCUGAAUUGAUAGUGGAGAUUUCUGGGGGAACCCUUCCUACGUCCUCCACAUGCUUUGAAACCCUAAAGCUGCCAGCUCAUUUCAAAAUCUACAUGGACUUUGAGAAAGCACUUGUCGCUGCUAUAAAAAGUACUGGAUUUGGGCUGGUUUAAGUUUGUUCAGACAGAUGUCAAUUAGGGCUGGGUAAUAUUUCAAUAUUAUAUCUAUCGUAAUUUUGACAUGUAAUGUUACAUGGUAAGUUCAGUCUUUUCCUGGUUUCAAAGGCUGCAUUACAGUAAAGUGUAAUUUUCUGAAUUUACCAGACUGUUCUAGUAUUUGCCUUUAACCACUUAGUCAUUAUAUCCACAUUAUGAUGGUUAUUUAUCAGAAAUUUAAAGGUGGAAGA
Pungitius pungitius (ninespine stickleback) is the source of this 2682-nucleotide messenger RNA. RefSeq lists its product as uncharacterized. Gene Ontology annotation, molecular function: ubiquitin-protein transferase activity. Lineage: Eukaryota; Metazoa; Chordata; Actinopteri; Perciformes; Gasterosteidae. The transcript has 12 exons. Bases 461 to 2449 code for a protein of 662 amino acids. The record is from RefSeq and is a predicted model, not a curated record.